This is a messenger RNA of Rhodotorula toruloides NP11, 4470 nucleotides long. Its product is annotated as cell division control protein Cdc25. Gene Ontology annotation, biological process: Ras protein signal transduction; positive regulation of GTPase activity. Gene Ontology annotation, cellular component: plasma membrane. Gene Ontology annotation, molecular function: guanyl-nucleotide exchange factor activity; protein binding. Bases 1 to 4470 code for a protein of 1489 amino acids. The record is from RefSeq and is a predicted model, not a curated record. NCBI's taxonomy places the organism in Eukaryota, Fungi, Basidiomycota, Microbotryomycetes, Sporidiobolales, Sporidiobolaceae. The transcript has 8 exons.
AUGGGCGAUGCCGAGCACCCAGUGACGGCCUCGGAGCCUCUCUUUGUCCGCGCCCUCUACAGCUACAACGGCGCCGACUCGUCGUCCCUCUCCUUCGGACAAGGCGACAUCAUCGAGGUCCUCUCGACCCUCGAGAGUGGCUGGUGGGAUGGCGUUGUGCUCCAGUCGGGUGUCAGAGGAUGGUUCCCGUCCAACUUUGUCGAGGAGCUGAGCGAGGACGAAGCGAUGUGGGUGGCGAACGGUGGUGAGGACACUCGGCGCGGCAGCAUUGCGAGCCAGAUGUCUCGCCGGGACAGCGAGCGAGGCGACUUCUCGAGCGGUACCCUGUCUGCGUUCGCCGGCAUGGACCUCAACGGCGGUCUCGCUCGCGACCCGACACUGCAGGACUUUAUGAGCGGCGGCGAGUUCGACUUGUCGUCUUUCUCUACCGGCGGCGACAUCUUCGGCGAGAUUGCGGCUGCGACGAGCGCCGUACCGUCUUCAGCCACGUCUUCGGCCCCCAUGUCCCGACAGCAGUCUUCCGCCAGCCGAACCGGCCCUCUUCAUGCCAGCACACUCAGCAUCGAUUCCUCCACUGGCGACGACUACUGGAUCCCAAAGAUGGGUCGGAGCGGUCAGCUCUUCUACUACAACACCCAGACGGGCGAGACGUCGCGCGACAUGCCCAUCAACGGCAAGGGCGACGGGACGCGGAUCGACCCGAGCGAGUUCGGGCAGGAAGAGGCUGGACCGUCGAACGGCGGCUUCGUCGACCUCUGCAGGCCUAGCACCGACAGCGAAUGGAGCGAGCGGAUGACGGAGGACGGGCGAGGAGUCUACUACGUCAACUUGCGAACGGGCGAGCAGAGUUGGGAUCCGCCGACCUCGUCUUCGCGGAGAACGAGCAUUCGGCCUCGCGCACCAGCUGCCGACGCUGCAUCGCUCCUGUCAAGCUGGACGGAGCGACCAGCUCAUCCUACGCCCGCCGACUUGGCCGCAGCGGAACACGCAGGAGCCGACACCUCGAAGCGGGUCAGCGCAGCGUCUGACGAUUCGGCCCUCGACGCGACGUUCGCGAACUCGGCGAGACGGGAGCGGAGAGCGAGCGACGAUGCAGAUGGCGAAGAUGCGAUGCGUCCGGGCCGAACACCUCGCAAGGCGUCGGCUGCGACGACAGAACUGCUUGGACCGCCUCCGCCGCCGCUCGUCAACGAUUUGGAGGAGAUGGCGAGUCGUGCGCUGCAGGAGCUCGUUGCAUUCGUCGCCUUGGGUGGAGUUGCGAACGGUUCAAGCUUGCGGAAUCCGGCGGAGCAGCGAGAUCAGCUCGUCCAAGCGGGCGACGAUGUGGUCCACGCGAUCCGCGUCGUGCUACAUGCGACAGGUGCACUCGAGCACUCCGUCUUGACCUCGCCCUUCGCCUCGACCGCCUCUCCCGUCAACGAGAUUGCCUCCACCCUUCCCCCUCGACCGCCUCUUCCGCCUUCCGCCCAGGCCGAACUCCGCCCAUACUCCCGUCGCCUCAUCUCUACCCUCUCGAAACUCUCCUUCUCCCUUCGAGCGAUGUGGGGCCUGCUCGAAACGACGGCCGAGGACCAGUUCGUUCCGGAGGACGACAGUCCCGCUGAUCCUGAGGAGGUCCUUCGUCGCGCCCAAGCCCGUCAACAAGCGCUCACGGACCGACGCGUUGCUCGCGACGCCCGCUUCGAGCACGAGACGAAGCUGCGCACGGAAAUCCUGCAAGGCGCGCAAGACGUCGGCGGACAAGUCUCGAACUUCCUGCGCGCUUUCCAGAGCAUCCUCCUCUCGCUCGUCGCCGCCGGCGUCUUCCCGCCUGCACCGCUCGCCGAACUUCGUGCCCCGAAGUCGCUGCAAGGCAGCCUCCGUACCGAAGCAACGGCGCUCCUCCUGCCUGGCGGUGGCUUCGGCGGCAAUUGGCGCGGCAAUGGCUUCGUCUCGCUGCCGACCGCGCGCGAGGCUCACACUUUGCAUUCAGCCCCAGCGCUCGCCUACGACUGGCCGGCGAGGCCAAUCUCGCACGACGUCGUGGACGAGUUUGCGAGGGAGUCAGGCCGACUGGUCGACCAGGCGCAGACGCUGGCAUCGAUGUCUGGCGGGACGCGAGCAUACGAGCAAGCUGCAGCGAUGCAGCGGGCGCUUGCCGAGCUCCUCGUUCGUGUCGAGGACAUCGACGUCGCCGCGGGUGUCGACUCGCAGAUGCCUCGAGCGGACGACUCGCGGCCAAACUCGACGGACAGCGUCUCCGACUCGCUCGCGGGGUACAGCGCAAGCGUCAGCGAGGCCAGGUCGUUGCUUGCCGACUUCGAGACGCGUAAGCAAGCCCUGUACGACGUUGCGCCUCGCCUCCUUGUCGCUCUGCAGCCAAGCGGGCCCGGUCGGUCUCGCACGUGUCCCGUCACGGCGUCUCAACCGCUCGUCAACGCUCCUCUCGCCGGCAUGUCCCUCCCGACACUCGCGGCGCUGGCCUCUCCCUCCGCACAGCUCUCCGCCCUCGCCGGCGACGUCCCUCACCUCGUCUCCUCUCUGUGCGACACGCUUCACGCUCUCGCCGAUACAGCCGCAGAGCAGGCAAAGGCGCCCAAGCACGUGAGACAGGCAUCACGUUCGUACCGCGACAGCGCUCUCGGCACUUCGACCGCCGAAUCCCUCACCUCUGGUUCUGCGGCCCGCUUCAGCCAGGGCCAGCAGUCGACCGUGCCGAGCAGCGUUCCGUCCGUCCGCGAUAGCGUCGACAGCGACUUCUUCUUCUCCGGUCAGGCCGUUCCCUCGCAUCCAGGAGAUUCGCCUCGAGCCUCUCUCGCGCCCUCCUCAUCCGACAAGGGCACCAUCCGCUCUCAGACGUCCAUCAAUGGUGUAGGCUCGGUACGAGGCAGCAUCCCGCUCGCAUCUCGGUCGUCGGUCUCGAAUAACUCGAGCGUCGAGGUGCUGGACACGCCGUCUGGCUUGCCGCCCGGUUGGGAUGGUCGUCGGCGCGGCAGCGUCGCUACGACGAUGACUUCGUCGAGCGGGGGAGGCAUGGCGGGACAAAGCUUGCCGAGUCUCGUGGAGGGACCGUCCGACCCGCACUUCUCGCCGUCGCGCGGCAGCGCCAAGAACAUCCAGAAGCUCCUUGGUGAACUCCCGCCAGAGCUCAUGCAGCAGCAGCCAGAGCCGUCGCGGCCGUGGUAUCUCGAGCGGGAUUGGAACGACGAGGACCUAUCGUUCACGAUGGAGAACACCAUCAAGGGUGGGACUUUGCGCGGACUCGUCAUUGCGGCGACGAGUCACGAGGGUCGAGUCGAUUCGUCGUAUCUGUCGGCCUUCCUCAUGACCUACCGGACCUUCUGCUCGGCUCACGAGUUGCUCGACCACCUCGUCGAGCGCUACCUCAUGCCUACACCGCAAGGCCUGUCGCCCGAGGAGUACCACGACUGGGAGGCCAAGAAGCAGCGGCCUGUACGCGCUCGCGUCACGAACCUGCUCAAGGCAUGGGUCCGCGAGUACAUGGACAACGAGGACCUCGACCGCGACGUGCUCGAGCGGAUCCGCGACUUUGCCCUUAACACGAUGGCCGAAAAGGGCCAGUCCCUCCAGAUCUGCAAGAGCGUUGACGAGAAGCUCCAAGGUGCUUCCCGUCGACCCGUUGGCAACCUCGCUCCCGGCCCUCUGCCGCAGCCGAUCGUGCCGCGCAACCUCAAGAAGAUCAAGCUCGUCGACAUCGAGCCGCUCGAGCUCGCUCGCCAGCUCACGAUCAUGGACGGCCGGCUCUUCCAGCGCAUCACGCCGCAGGAGUGCCUCAGCAAGGCUUGGCCGAAGCAGUUCGGCAGCGAGGCGCCGAACAUCUCGGCGAUGAUUGACAUGUCAAAUGCGGUCACACGCUGGGUCACCGAGUCGAUUCUCGCACAGGAGGACCUCAAGAAGCGAGCUGCGGUCGUCAAACAUUUUGUUGCGAUUGCCGAGCGGUGUCUCGCCCUCAACAACUUCUCGACGCUUAUCCACAUUAUCGCCGGCCUCAACUCGACGCCGAUCCACCGCCUCCGCAGGACGUGGGAGGUCGUCAGCCAGAAGACGAUGAUCACGCUCGGCAUGCUCAACCGCCUCAUGAAGCCGGACAAGAACUACAAGGAAUACCGCGACAUUCUUCGCAAGUCGGCGCCGCCUUGCGUGCCUUUCCUCGGCGUCUACCUCACCGACUGGACCUUCAUCGGCGACGGCAACCCCGACACGAUCCGCGAGAAGCCUCACCAGAUCAACUUCCAGAAGCGACAGAAGGCGUCGGAGCUCAUCCUCAUGAUCAAGCUCCACCAGGCGACGACGUACAACCUGCAAGCCGUACCCGCCAUCGCCAAACUCCUCCAGGACGCGCUUUUCCCGCAGUUCCUUGACCCGGCGAAUGAGGAUCAGCGGCUGUACGAGAUCUCGCUCGCGCUCGAGCCGCGAGAACGGGACGAUGAGAAGAUCGCCAGGCUGCUCAGCGAAUCGGGAUUCCUCUAA